Messenger RNA from Grosmannia clavigera kw1407, 1365 nucleotides. RefSeq lists its product as uncharacterized. The transcript has 2 exons. Bases 1 to 1365 code for a protein of 454 amino acids. The record is from RefSeq and is a predicted model, not a curated record. NCBI's taxonomy places the organism in Eukaryota, Fungi, Ascomycota, Sordariomycetes, Ophiostomatales, Ophiostomataceae.
AUGAUCGCCGACCGCUUCCAGAACGGCGUCCAGGCAUCGCCCACGCUCUUUGUCGACCGCCGGCCCACAACGCCGACCAGCCCGGGUCGACUCGACCGGCUCGACGAGAAGCGCAUGACGGUCGACGCCAUCAUCGAUCGGGCCCAAGGCGUCGAGCAGCAGCUGAGCCUGUCGCUGAGCAAGAGCCCGCUCGACGUGUUGCUGACGCCGCCCGACGAGCUCGACGACGAUGACGACGAUGAGGUCUCGGUCAGCGAUAGCGGCCUCGAGUCUGUGCUGUCGACGCGUACCGUCUCGCUCGAGUCCAUGCCGUCACUCUCCGACUCUGUCGCCACCGGCACCGUCUCGUCGCUGAACUCGCCCUGCUCUCCCCAUCGCGGUGCCGGUUGCAGGGCCCGGCCAAAACACCGUUCGCUCACCCCUGUAUCUUCGCCACCCGGAAAGCGCGAGCUGCAUCCACUCGCGUUCAAUACUGGCAGCGACAGCAACAGCGACGACGACGUGGACGAGCUGGACUUCCGCGUCUUCCACCCGUUGCCCGACGCCCUGGCCAAGACGGCCGCCGAGACUCGCUCACCGCUGCAACCGCUUCGCUCGGCCUUCAAAUCCAAUCUGACCGCGUCUCUGCGUGCCUUGCGCAAUGCCGCCCGUUCCUUCUCGACCCUCAACCUGACCUCCGUCCCGCCCGAGAACUUUUUGACCCGCUCCAUCCUCACCAUCGAUCCGCACAUCCCCUACACCGACGAGCGCAGACCGCCGCCACUGGAGGAGGAGCCUAGUCCGGCCCUUCGUCGCUACCUCAAUCCCACCUCGAGUGCGCGUAUCGAUUCGCGCCAGCCCAUCACACCGCAGGCCUUGUCGCCCGCCCUAGCCUCUGCGUCACUGUCGCCGUCACCAGGGACUGUCGCUCUGCUGUCCUCUGUCUUGGGGCCGAACGAAAACGCCACAUCCGAUCGUCCGGCCUUUACAGCCUCCAUCCAGAUGCACACAUACAAGGUGCAUCGCUCCCGGAGUUUGUCGGCUGCGUCGGCAUCGGCUGCGCCUCCGGCUUCGACCUCGACCUCUCCUUCUCGCUCGUCGACCGCAGCCGGCCCUUCCGGAAGCUCGGCUCGAUCUCUACCGGCCACAGACGAGCGGCCUUUUCCCGGCCCGCGCCAGCGCGAGCUGCGCGAGAACUCCGACUUUAUUCGUGUUGCCGUCAUGGAGAUGGCCAUGCGCAGGUUGGGCAAGCUGGACGACCGGCGACCUGGCCGCGCCCGCCUGGCUCUCCCACCGCGUAAGGCCAGCACCCGGCCCUAUGUCAUCGGGGCCAAUGGGGUGCCGGCUCGCUGGGUUGGCACCACUGUGGAUGGCCUGUCGUGGUGA